Molecule: messenger RNA, 3663 nt
Organism: Anopheles cruzii
Lineage: Eukaryota; Metazoa; Arthropoda; Insecta; Diptera; Culicidae
Gene: mxt
Product: eukaryotic translation initiation factor 4E-binding protein Mextli
Exons: 10
Coding region: 384-2393 (669 amino acids)
Biological process (GO): positive regulation of translation; regulation of formation of translation initiation ternary complex
Cellular component (GO): cytoplasm; RNA cap binding complex
Molecular function (GO): eukaryotic initiation factor 4E binding; RNA binding; translation initiation factor activity
Source: RefSeq, a predicted model, not a curated record
GAAAAAUUCAUCGGGUUUGGAAAGUUGCUCGGGAGCAGAAAGGGGAGGAGGGCAAGCAGCGUUCAACUCGUAGUUGUUCACAUUUUUGUUUUGUCGCUCGUACGCCGGACGCUCGGUUCGUUUUUUCUUUUGCCACUUUCCGUCCUUUACGCGCAUUGAAGGAAAUUGCGCUACCAUUAGCGCGCAGUACUUUCGAAACGUGCAAUAUACGGCAGUGAAGUAAGUUUUCGUAACUCGUGGCCCGUCAAAGUAAGCUGAAAAAUCGAUAGCUUUGACGACCUGUGGCUACUUACUAACUGGGCACGCAGUAGGCGCAGUGUUGCCUUUGCCGAUCGAACGUGGCCAUCGACGGUGUGUCAGCAGCCAGCGCAUCCAGCUUCAGCAUGUCGCAGAUGGGGCGCACCGUGAAGAAUCUGGAACCGGCUCGACCACUGAAAUCGACGCUAAAACAGUCGCAUGUCCAUUUGCCUGUCUAUGAAGUGCAAUCCAUCGAAGAGCUUAUUUCACUGACAGAAAAUGUGGCCGCAAGCCUGGCGAACGGGUGCAACAAUGCGGACGGCAUGAAUGCACUGCUUGCGAACCUGCGGCUCCACGGGCCGCAACUAGAGAACGUUUCGAAAGAUACGCUGGACCGUGCGUUUGUCAUUUUUCGAAAUGCGUCCCAAGACGAGCGGUUGAACAUAAUGACACGAUUGAACCUGCUGGAGCUGAUAGAGCUGCGCGCCAAAUCCUGGCAGGUGUCUGACGGUACAAAUACGUACUACAAACACAAAGCUACUAAUGUGGAGCCCGACGUUAUGGCCGACCCUAGCCUGCUGGGUUCCUCCCCUCCGCUCGGUCAGAUGGUACCGGCAUUAGCUCCGGGUGAGCUCAUUCGAACAUCCGGCAAGUUCCCGAAGCCAACAAAAAUUCCCGGCAAAACCUACUGCAAGGAUGAGAUCGUCAUACGCAAUGCCGAUUCCGGCAAAGUAAUGGGAAUCAAGGGACGUAGAGUUCACAUGAUUGAGGAACUGUCGGAAACUGUUAUAUCGUUCCAAAGAGUGGCUACCGGCGCCAAAGAGCGACUGGUGCAAAUCACGGGUCCGAACGAAGAUAAGAUCAACUAUGCGAAACAGUUGAUCGAAGAUACCAUCCGUCGGAACGCUUCGCCCGUGCGUUUGGACAACUCGCAGGAUGGGUCCUGUAGUUCUCUGGCGUCAUCUGCUUCAGAUGAAACGGUCCCGAGAAAGGACACAGGAUCCUCCAACACACGAAACUCACUGGUUGGCGGAAUGGUCGAUAUUGCCGGUAGCGGUACAAACGGUAUGGCCUUCAUGGGGAACCAGCACUCCAUGCAACCGGCAACGGCGACCGGUUCGCUCAGCCUGAAUCUCAGCGGCUAUUCACAAACGCAGCCAUCAUCCUACACCCAUGCGAAGCUGUCGCGAAAUGGGUCUCAAAACAAUGGCCAGCGGAACAGUAAUUCCGGUAUGCUGCUCCACAGCUUCUCGUCCAACGAUGCGUCGCUUGGCGAGUACAAGUAUACCGUCAACGUGGGCCAACACAAUCUUAAAAUUACCGGAGAUUGCUUGGAGCUAGUAAAGGUGGCCAAACUAGUCCUCGAUGACUAUUUUAGCAGCAACGAAUUCCUGGCGUCGGUAGAUAUGUGUACAAGCUUCGAUCUACCGAACUCACUCUCGUCCCCGGUGGGCAUCGUGCCCGGACCACACUCGCUGAUCACGGGGUCACCGUUCGUGGAUAGUGGCGUUGGUCUGAACACGAUUGGGGCCAGCGUUGGCGAGAUGGGCAACUACUUGGAACCGGACGAUGAUGUGUUUAUCGUUGAACCCGGGGCGACCCUCAAGGCGAACGAUGCUCAGAAUAACAACGUCAUCGGAGCCGGCGCAAACAAUGGAUUGAGCCGAUCCCGUCGAAGCCACUUCUCGCGUAAGGACAGUGCCGGAGACGGACUGAAGGACGCAUCGGCGGCAGCCGCCAGUAAGUCGGAUUCGAAUCCGGUGAAACGAAUCGAAUAUGAACGGCUGAUUUACUACUCGAAGUCUCCGUACUCGUGGGAACUACCAGCUGACUGGAAGCGUAUAUGUGAAAUUCUUCCUUAUUUGGCAAAAAAUAAGGUAAGGGACUGUGCUCACGCUAAGGCUGGUGAUGGCGAUGCUGACGCGGCGGAUAUCGAAAAUCAAAAAAACCGUUUUAACGGUGACCAAUUUUUGGAAAUGAAAAAGCAAACAGCGAAGGAAGUGUUGCAGGGCAACAGCCUCGCCGAUGGCGAAGGAGAAGCUGAAGCACCCGCCAAUGGUGGUGGCGAAGGAGUAUCCAGUGUAUCCACCUCCGGUGGCAUCGAAGAUAAAGGAGUAUUCGCGGUCAUCACGACGACGACGCAGGUCGCUGCUUAAGAUCCGUGCGAUACCCACCGAAAGCGGGGGUAUACGAUGCGAUGUGACUGUUUUCGAAUAUUUACGACGAAGGUGACGACGAAUAAGUAACCAUUCAUUAUAUCCUAAUCAUACAGCAUUCGCUAACACAUACAAACCAACAUGGGCAGCGCCAACUUGGUUUAAGCCUUUCGAACGACGAUAUUAUUUAGCUGCUAAUCAAUCAUCAACUAACUCACUGUUCACACUCACUUCAAUCUUAAAGAAAUUAAACCUUUUUACAUUUGAUUUGACCAUCCAAUUGGAUCUACUUUUGAUUAGCUCAUUAGAUUAUAAUUCAAAAAGUCUAGCAUCAUGCAACUGUUCCUGCCUUUUCGGUGAGGGACAACAGAAUCAACAACUGUGCGAGAGAGGAGGUUGCAAGGCAAGCUCAACCGAUCGAACCCGAUGCUCCCCCGAGUCGACCGGUUUUACCCCGACCGUUUGAUUCUGGGCGGACAUCGUGUGACCACCGGUGGUAAGAUAACGUGUAGUGGAGUGAUAUUUUUGAAAUGUGGUUUUAUUUACCAAAAAGAUGCGAAGCGAAAUAUGCAACAAAUGGUGAUACAGCGCAGCGUAACUCGUACUGACACUAUAUAAUCUAUUUAUCCUUCUGCUGCUGAACCGGGAGGACAUUCUUAAGUUACGCACCUACUCAUCAAUGUUAGAAGUACAUGUUUCACAUAACAAACCGUUAAGGUGUAUUAUUAAUUUUCUAGUCUCAGAGAAAGUGAAAAAAGAUACGAUCUUACGUGGACACCACACACUAGCCGACUGGCCACAGCGGCGGAACCCACGAGCUGCUAAUGCAUGAUGUGUGCAGGGCUUUACGAAUUUCGGUUCCUAGUUUCAAAUGACCAUCCAAAUGGGAACUGUAGUAUGGAAUUGAUUGAAUUUUUGCUUCGUUUUUCUUUCGACCCUUUCGUGGUGGAGUCAAACGUUUUUUUUAUUUAUUAAUAACUUAUAUAUUUAUUAUUUACUCAAAGUUUUUGUUACUACCAUUGUUCCGUUUUUUUCUUCUUACAUUUAAUCUGCCGAUAUGCACCGCGCUAUUGAAAUAAGCGGAUAAAGGACUAAAUAUGUUUUGCGAAAAACAUAUCAAUAUGGGCUUUUACUUUCACGAACAGAACGGAGGCAGAUCCGAUACAGUUUGAGUAUGAAAUAUAUUUUACUUAUCACUACUCCAAUGUAUUCUAACGAAAAACAAAACAUGGAUAAUAAAAACAUUUUCUAGUACUUAAUCUCUUCUUCC